AUGAGGAUAGAGAGGAUUGUGAGGACCGAGGUGGAGAGGAGAAUGAGGCCCCUCCAAAGAGGGGGGGUCAUUCAUAUGAUCUCUGGAGGUCCCAUUGAUGGGGACUCCAAUAAUGCAAGGAAGAAGCACUCUCGAGCUGCGAAGAGGAAGAGAGAAGAGGUCAGCAUAACAGCUCGAGCACCUGUGAUCUAUUUUCAAGCGAGGAUGCUCAAGGACUGCACCUUGCGCGAUGUGAUGUUCUAUGAUAGUUUUAGACAACUAGAUUUGGAUGUGGAGCUGAAGGAGGUCAUUACAUGCUUGUAUGGAUUUAGUGGUAUUGAGGUCGUCUCCAUGGGUGAGAUCACUCUACCUGUCGCUCUGUUGAGGAAGAUGAAAAUGAUCAAGAUUGUAGUCGUGGGAACUGAGUCUUCGUAUAACAUCAUUCUGGGGAGAACGAGCCUAAACGCCUUCCAGUCGGUGGUUUCGACGUACCAUAUGAUGAUCAAUUAUCCAGUUGAAGAUAAAAUGAAUAUGAGUGAGCAGGCCGAGUGGGUCAAGAUUCAGAUGGUCGAGGGAAGUGAUGAGAGGAAGCUUCAAAUUGGGGCCGAAUUGGAGAAUCCGUUAAGAACGAAGUUGAUCAGCCGGUAUAAACCGGUAUUUUCGCUAAAACGGUAUUUUGGCGGUAAUCAUACCAGUUGGACCACCGGUAUCCGGUAUUACCGGUACAUACCGGUACUUAAAACACUGGAUUUUAGAGACCUCAACAAGGCAUGCCCCAAGGAUUAUACCUGUUGCCAAGGAUCGACCAGCUGCCUGAUGGACACUUCUCAAGGCUAUCACCAAAUCCCACUGGCAAAGAAAGACUGGAAGAGGGUGAGCUUUGUGACGAGCAAGAGGAUGUACUGUUACGUGGUCAUGCCUUUCAGCCUAAAUAAUGCAGGUGCAACAUAUCAGCGGUUGGCCGAUAAAAUUUUUAAAGAGCAGUUAGAGCAGGAUGGAAGCCGACCACGUAGCAGACCUAAGAGAGACCUUUACCAUAUUGAGAAGUCAGGAAAAUUUUUUGGGUAUAUGGUGAUCAUAAAGGGCAUCAAGGUGAACCUUGAGAAUGUAAGGGCAGUGUUGAAGAUGAGACCCCCAAAGCAUGUGAAGGAAGUUGGCCGAGAUGAGCAUCCCAUUAUCAUAACAUUGAAGAAGAGCUCAAAGUUUAAGUGGACGGAGGAGGCCCAGGACGCAUUUAAAGAGUUGCAGGUCAUUCUAGUUGAUCUACUUUUAUUGGCCAAACCGGUGCAAGGAGAAGAUUUAGUGCUUUACAUUUCGAUCGGGGCGGCGACAGUGAACUCAGUAGUGUUGUGGGAGGAAGGCAUGGCGCACUCUGAGAUCAAAAAGGGGGCUUUGGCAGUGGUUGUAACAGUUAGGAAGUUGAGUUCAUAUUUUCUUAUUCAUAAGGUCAAGGUUAGGAUGAACAUGCCACUCGGAGAAACACUAUGUCAACCUUCAAUUUCAAGUCAAAUGGUCAAGUUGGCGAUCGAGCUGAGUGAGUAUUCUUUGGUGUACGAACCUCGGAGGUGGCAGAUAUUUGUGGAUGGAUCGGUCUCUGAGGGAGGAGCAGGCUUACGUAUCAUGUUGAUUUCACCGAAAAAGGAUAAUCUAGAGUUGGCGACCAAACUGGGUUUUAAGGUGUCGAACAAUGAGGCCGGGUAUGAGGCUUUGUUGAAAGGCUUGCAGUUGGUGUUGGCAAGAGGAACUUGA
Messenger RNA from Striga asiatica, 1728 nucleotides. NCBI's taxonomy places the organism in Eukaryota, Viridiplantae, Streptophyta, Magnoliopsida, Lamiales, Orobanchaceae. The record is from the annotation of a GenBank genome assembly.